AUGGGGCCCUGGGCAGGCUCGCUCCUGAUCUUGCUGCUGCAGCUUUCUGGUGGGACCCAAGGGGAUGUGCUGCCUGCAGAGUGCAGCAACUCCAGGGAUCCUGGGCGGAUUGUGGGUGGCCAGGAUGCCCAUGCAGGACGAUGGCCAUGGCAGGUGAGCCUGAGGACAAGGUUGCAGGAACACAUUUGUGGGGGCUCCAUCAUCCACCCACGCUGGGUGCUCACAGCUGCCCACUGCUUCUUGGAGUCCCACAACCCCUGGUUUUACCAGAUCAAAGUCGGAGGGCUGUCUCGCUACCCUACCGAACCCAACACGACCAUCACAGCCAUCAGCAAAAUCAUCAUCCACCCAGAGUACAGGCAGAAUUGGCUCAGUGGGGACAUCGCCCUGCUGCAGCUGGACACUCCUGUGCAGCCCUCCCAGGCCACCCCUGUCUGCCUCCCAGAACCCCAAACUGCUCUUCCCAAUGGAACCUCGUGUUGGGUCACUGGCUGGGGGUCCACCCAGGAGAGAGUCCUGGCAGACACCCUGCAGGAAGUGACUGUACCAUUGCUGGACUCGGAGACCUGCGAGCAGCUGCUGCAUCUGGAGCAGCCCAGCUUGGCUGGGAUGCAGUUGAUCCAGGAUGACAUGCUCUGUGCUGGCUAUGGGGGAGGCAAGAAAGACUCCUGUCAGGGUGAUUCCGGGGGACCACUGGUGUGCUCCAUCAACCACACAUGGGUCCAGAUUGGGAUCGUGAGUUGGGGGUUUGGCUGUGCAAAGCCAAACCGGCCCGGGGUCUACACACGUGUGCCCUUCUACACUGAAUGGAUCCACAGGACACUGAAUGACUCUACACACGUGCAUUCUGCAAGCUUGGGUCUGUUGCUGGUGCCCCUGGCUGUGCCCUUGCUUGGGGCUCUGUGA
Molecule: messenger RNA, 906 nt
Organism: Elephantulus edwardii (Cape elephant shrew)
Lineage: Eukaryota; Metazoa; Chordata; Mammalia; Macroscelidea; Macroscelididae
Product: serine protease 30-like
Exons: 6
Coding region: 1-906 (301 amino acids)
Biological process (GO): proteolysis
Molecular function (GO): serine-type endopeptidase activity
Source: RefSeq, a predicted model, not a curated record